Molecule: messenger RNA, 1785 nt
Organism: Cadophora gregata
Lineage: Eukaryota; Fungi; Ascomycota; Leotiomycetes; Helotiales; Ploettnerulaceae
Exons: 2
Coding region: 239-1186 (315 amino acids)
Source: RefSeq, a predicted model, not a curated record
GUUCAUUACGAGGAGUAAUCUGAACAGAAGUCUGUGCAAGGCACAUUUGGAAGCUUCCCAAGUGCUCUCACUGUUCCUACUCCAUUCCUGCUUCUUCUACAGCGAAAACGCGACCCCUCAAUCAGACGCGAUACACGGACAAUUUGGAGACUAGGGACGGCGGGCGAGCUGAUCAAGCAGAAUAGUCGGCUAUAUUUCCCUCGCCCGCACUUUGAACAUUGCCUGGACACCUGCGAACAUGUCAACUCCCUCUGAACCCCUCACGUCGUUCAAGGUCUUUCCCAAUCUGCCUUACGAGCUAAGAUGCAUGGUGUGGGAGGCAACUUGCUGGCCACGCAUUGUUGAGAUCGAAUACGAUGAGGAAGAUGGUUUUAUACCGAGGAACUGUGACCCAAUUGCCCUCAAGGUUUGCAAGGAAAGUCGAAAGCUCACUGAGCAGUCUUACCCACUGUGUUUCGGUUCGAUAUUCCACCCACCAAAGACGCGUUUCAAUUUCGCAAUUGAUACGCUUUUCAUUGGUAAUGAGAUCGAAGAAAGUGUUCCACAUUUCUUCAGUACUUUCGGUCCACUGGAAAUAUCGAGCUUGCAGGUCCUGGCUCUAGAGGACUGCUAUAACGAAACUACCCUACCCUUCGAGACCACCCUCACAAGCCAAUUACAAAAGAUGGUAUCGAAGUUCACUGCAUUGCGCGAACUACUCAUUGUCUACGAUGUUGCAGGAAUGACAGAUACGGCUUUGGAUUGUGCAGAUGGCCACGCUUUGGAAAUACACACCGAACUACCGUCCGAGCUGAAUCAUCCUUCGGUUAUGAUUGACCCUCUCCCCCAGGGCGAGGACGCGGAAACGCAUGGGUUCAAACUUUGGGGCGUUAAAACGUGUAAACCCGUCUAUGGAUGGAGACGAUGCCCUGGUGGAGUAUCGUUUUCGGAUCUGGAUUUGGACCUAGAGGAUGAUAUGUCUGAUGAGGAGAGCUUUGGCUUGUAUGGACCGUGGGGUGGACCUCCCCCUCCACUAGCUAUGGGUCUUGCAAGGAUGUUCGGUGGCCCUAUGGACUCCGACGAGGAAGACGAUAUGUUUGGGUAUGGUGAUGAUUUUGAUGAAGACGACGAGGAAGACUCGGAGGAACAUGACGACGAAGAUGAUGAAGUCGAUGAUGAUGCUGUCAGUGUCGAGUCUGUUGACUGAAGUCGGUGAUUCCCUGUGAUCGCGGGACUAACCUAUGAAUUGUGGAGUCAAGCCACCUAUUAUCGCACUCUGGAAUGGAAGACGGUCACUGUUAUGUACGGGAUCCUGUUGCUCAAUAACAUAUUGCGUCCGGAAAAUUACCCGAGGUACGAAAGGUUUCAGGUAAGCUCCAAGAAGAGGCGCAUUUAUUGCUACCUGGAGGGGGCAUUGACUCGAAGUUCCGAGCUACCUUCUUUUUCUUUCACUUCUCUGUUGAGUAUUAUUCAGGUAUUACCCUCGAUCGCAUGGCACUUCCAUUCAACAUUCCAAAGCUAAUUCCGACCAGGUUUCGUAGAUGUCAGAAAAGAACCCGAGGGUUAAGGACGUAGUGACCCCAUCUAACUACUGAGGAGGCCUCCUCGUGUGAUGCAAACUCACCUCGAAUGCAUCCUGGACGGCAAAUUUUGGGCUGCAAGUGAACCGACGUAGGGAAGGUAGCUGGCUGCUAAUUAGGUGGGCAUGUUUGCAUGGAGAAGUCCCACAUGUGGGCAUGUUAGUUUUGAUUGCAGCUGGUGGAAACCUCAUAAUAUCUCGGGACAAUACAGUGAUUAUAUUAUGAU